AGUUUGAUGAGCAAUUGCAAAUGCAAGAAUUAUAUGGAGACCCCAAAGACGGUGAUAUCCACAAGGAUCCAAGUGGAGAAACCGAGUCUUUCGGGCAGCAGCCAGCUGACACCCCCUAUGAGUGGGACCUGGACAGGAGGGCUUGGUUCCCCAAGAUCACUGAAGAUUUCAUCGCUACAUAUCAGGCUAAUUAUGGCAUCACUAGUGAUAGAGCAUCUGGUUCUCCUGAGCAUGUCCCACACACCAGUAUGAGGACUGCAGAGGAGCCUCCACAAAGAAAAACCCCAGAACCCACUGAUCCCAAAAAGAGGGGAGAGAAAAGAAAGGGUGACUCAGGAUGGUUCCAUGCUGAAGAAGACAGCAAUACAAAUGUAUAUGUGUCUGGUUUGCCUCCAGACAUUACAGUGGAUGAAUUUAUACAGCUUAUGUCCAAGUUUGGUAUUAUUAUGAGAGAUCCUCAGACAGAAGAAUUUAAAGUCAAACUUUACAAAGAUAAUCAAGGAAAUCUUAAAGGAGAUGGGCUUUGUUGUUAUUUGAAGAGAGAAUCUGUGGAACUUGCAUUGAAACUUUUGGAUGAAGAUGAAAUUAGAGGCUACAAAUUACAUGUUGAAGUGGCAAAGUUUCAGCUGAAGGGGGAAUAUGAUGCCUCAAAAAAGAAGAGGUGCAAGGAUUAUAAGAAGAAGCUGUCUCUGCAACACAAGCAGUUGGAUUGGAGACCUGAGAGGAGAGCCGGACCAUGCCGAAUGCGCCAUGAACGAGUUGUCAUCAUCAAAAAUAUGUUUCACCCCGAAGAUUUUGAGGAUGAUCCAAUGGUUCUAAAUGAAAUCAGAGAAGAGAAUGUGCCAAAUUUGGUCAAAUUAAGAAGCUCCUCCUGUGUGAUAGGCACCCCGAUGGUGUGGCCUCUGUGUCCUUUAGGGAUGCAGAGGAAGCUGAUCACUGCAUUCAGACCCUUGAUGGAAGGUGGUUUGGUGGCCGUCAGAUCACUGACGGCCCAUCCCAAGCGUGGGAUGGGACUACAGAUUAUCAGGUGGAGGAGACCUCAAGAGAAAGGGAGGAAAGGCUGAAAGGAUGGGAGGCAUUCCUUAAUGCUCCUGAGGCCAACAGAAGCCUUCAGCGGUCAGGUUGUCAGUGCUU
Cavia porcellus (domestic guinea pig) is the source of this 1134-nucleotide messenger RNA. Its product is annotated as 17S U2 SnRNP complex component HTATSF1-like. The record is from RefSeq and is a predicted model, not a curated record. Gene Ontology annotation, biological process: mRNA splicing, via spliceosome. The transcript has a single exon. The coding region runs from base 21 to 1064 and encodes 347 amino acids. Gene Ontology annotation, molecular function: RNA binding. Lineage: Eukaryota; Metazoa; Chordata; Mammalia; Rodentia; Caviidae. Gene Ontology annotation, cellular component: U2-type spliceosomal complex; U2 snRNP.